UGUUAUAUAUAUAUACUUAUAUAAUUCUUUAGUUAUCACAGUUAAUAAAAGUCUCUGCUCUAAGCUGUAAACUCAGCAGCACAUUUCAGUGCAAAGAAAAGGUCCCUAAACAAAAAAUGUCUUUUUUCUCAACCAAGUUUUGUUUACUAAAAACAAUCCAUUUGUAAUGAUGCAAAAUGAUUUAAUUACUUUAAGUAUAAAUGUUCAAUAUAGUGUUCAUAGCACAGCACAACAUGUAAACUAACAUGGUUUAAUAAGCACUAUGUCUUAUUUGGCUCAAUAGGUCCAGGUUUUCAUGUACCAGCUUUAUACACUCGGGCACUCAAAGGAUCACGCACCUAAAGCACAUAAGAGCCAGUAUGACUUGCGAUGAAGGUGUGUAGGAUCAGAGAGACACAGAUUCAAGUCUGCCAUCAGUCACAAGCACCCUGGGCUACCACUCUCAGCCCAGUCUAUCACAAGCGUCUUGUGGAGAAAACAAAAGGAAGUUAACAGAGUUGAAAGGGACCUUGGAGGCCUUCUAGUCCAACCCCCUGUUCAAGCAGACCAUGUGUACCAAUCCAACAAUAUUUUACAAGUCACAGCGACUGUAUUCCUGUAACGUGACAAACCAAAACAAAGCCCACCAUGGCUUAUGAUAUUAUACAUAAUUAUCAGCCAACUUUGGCAGAUAUAGAAAGCUAAACAGGCAAGCCAGUUUCUUCUUGGUUUAAUCAGUUUUUUCCUGGUUUAUACCUGGAUCUUGGAGUCAGGAUUUCAAGACUGGAGGCUAGACGGUGAAGUCAGCAAAAGAGGAAGAAGGGGAAAGCUGCAAAUUGCACUUUGAGCUUGCCAUGAGCGUCAAACUCAACUCCAGGACAACGUUCCCUUUCCCUCCCUUCCCCACUUGGGAUCCUUCAGGUGGGGGCGAUUUAUUUGCAGACGCUAAAUUAGGAAUUAGGGCUCACUGACGCAAUAUCUUUAAAUAUAAAGAGUCGCUCGCACCGUUCCCAACUUCCUUCCCCAGGGCAUUUCCUUUCCUUGCAUUUCCAGACUUCCCCAAAGGGGGCGCUGCCGGCACCCUUUAUUCCAACAACCCCACAAGCGCCAUCGGCCAUUUUACCCGUCGUGCUUUUCUCCCACCAAUGCUAAUCGCGGCUGCCGACACCGCCUCCCACUCUUUCCUUCCCCUCCCCUCCCUUUUUUUUUCCGCCUGCCUUCGCGCCUGCUCCCUUAGAGAGAGCGCGCGCGCGCCUCUCCCUUCGCCUCUCGGCCCGCCUGACCGUCGCCUGGUGAGCCGAGCCGAGCCGAGCGGAGCCGAGUCAUCCUGCCUGCCAUUCGACCCCCCCCCCUCUCUCCCUCACCUCACCACCCUCCUCCGCGGCUGCGCGCGAACUGGCGGGCGGGCAGCACCAUAGAGCGGGAGUUGUGGGCAGCCGUCGGAGCGGCUAGAGCGCCGACGCAGCGCGAGGCGAGCGGGCGGAGCCGCGGGCGGGGCGAGCCAGUCAGAGUCCGCCAGGAAGCCGAGAGUGAUCCGCGCGGUGUGUCUGCUGCUGCUCCUCCUUCUCCUCCUUCUUCUUCCCCGGACAAAGCCGCCACCGUUGCCGCCAUCCCCGCCCCCUCACCUCGCCGCGCAGCUCGCCUCGGAACCCCGCCGCUGAACGGAGAGCCAUGUCGGCCAGCAGCCUCUUGGAGCAGAGACCGAAGGGACAAGGCACGAAAGUGCAAAAUGGAUCAGUGCAUCAGAAAGACAGCUUAAAUGAUGAUGAUAUUGAACCUUACUUGAGUCCUCAGGCCAGACCGAACAACGCAUAUACUGCAAUGUCAGAUUCCUACAUGCCGAAUUACUACAGCCCAUCCAUUGGAUUUUCCUACUCCUUGGGUGAAGCUGCUUGGUCUACUGGGGGUGAUCCACCUAUGCCCUAUUUGACUUCUUAUGGACAGCUAAGCAAUGGAGAGCCUCAUUUUCUCCCAGAUGCCAUGUUUGGACAGCCAGGGGCCCUUGGCAGCACACCAUUUCUGGGACAGCAUGGCUUUAACUUUUUCCCAAGUGGAAUUGACUUCUCUGCUUGGGGUAAUAACAGUUCUCAGGGGCAAUCAACUCAAAGUUCAGGAUACAGUAGCAACUAUGCUUAUGCACCAAGUUCAUUAGGUGGAGCUAUGAUCGAUGGACAGUCAGCGUUUGCUAAUGACACCUUGAAUAAGGCACCUGGCAUGAACACCAUAGACCAAGGAAUGGCAGCCUUGAAACUAGGCAGCACUGAAGUAGCAAGCAAUGUCCCAAAAGUUGUUGGCUCUGCCGUUGGCAGUGGGUCUAUUGCCAGUAAUAUUGGAACUUCUAAUAGCUUGCCCCCAGCUACUAUUGCUCCUCCCAAACCAACAUCCUGGGCUGAUAUUGCAAGCAAACCUGCCAAACAGCAGCCCAAGCUGAAGACCAAGAAUGGGAUUGCAGGCUCAAGUCUUCCACCGCCCCCCAUUAAACACAACAUGGACAUUGGAACUUGGGAUAAUAAAGGGCCAGUGGCAAAAAACCCUUCCCAGGCUUUAGUUCAGAAUAUUGGUCAGCCGCCAACCCAAAUAUCUCCCCAACCAAUGGGUCAACAGAUGAAUAAUAGUCCACCAGCAAUGCAGCCUUCAGCAGGACAACAGCCACAACCUCUGCCACCUGCACCACCUCAACCAACUCAGUUGCCAGUUCAGCAACAGGCAGCUCAGCCUGCCCGUUGGGUUGCACCUCGUAACCGUGGAAAUGGAUUUGGCCAAAAUGGAGUUGAUGGCAAUGCAGUAGGACAGUCUCAAACCACCUCUGGAUCUGCACCUUUGGAGCCCCACCCUGUCUUGGAGAAGUUGAGAUCUAUCAACAACUAUAACCCAAAGGAUUUUGACUGGAACCCAAAACAUGGGAGGGUCUUCAUUAUCAAGAGUUAUUCUGAAGAUGAUAUCCAUCGUUCCAUUAAAUAUAACAUCUGGUGCAGUACAGAGCAUGGUAAUAAGAGACUGGAUGCUGCUUAUCGGUCCAUGAAUGGAAAAGGUCCCGUUUACUUACUGUUCAGUGUCAACGGCAGUGGUCAUUUCUGUGGAGUGGCAGAAAUGAAAUCUGCUGUGGACUACAAUACAUGCGCUGGCGUGUGGUCCCAGGACAAAUGGAAGGGGCGAUUUGAUGUCAGGUGGAUUUUUGUGAAGGACGUUCCCAACAGCCAACUGCGGCACAUUCGCCUAGAGAACAAUGAGAAUAAACCAGUGACCAACUCCAGGGACACUCAGGAGGUGCCUCUGGAAAAGGCCAAACAGGUGCUGAAAAUCAUUGCUACCUACAAGCACACCACUUCCAUCUUUGAUGACUUCUCACACUAUGAGAAACGCCAGGAAGAGGAGGAAAAUGUGAAAAAGGAACGUCAAGGCCGUGUGAAAUAAACCGCCGGGCCCUUUCACAGAGACUGCAACAGAGAUGAUGCAUCUCGGAUAUCUUGCAAAAGGAAGAAAGACUACACCAGAAAGAAUUAGGACUUAUUUCAUUGACUCCAUACAAACUCUUAUAAACGUACAGUUUAAAAAAAAAAAUACUGAAAUUUCACAAGAGACAUAGGACUUUAAAAAAAAACAAAAACAAAAAACCCCUUCUAGGUAGAGUAGAAGUGAAAACUGUCCCCUUUUCUUUUGGCUUUGGUUGUAAUUUCACACCAUACGCUUUGGGGUUUUUGUUCCUUUUUCGUUUGUCUUUUUACUAUGUUAUCGGAUUUUAAAAUCCGCCUGUGGCAUAUGCCCUAUUUUCUUUCCUCUAAUUUUUAAAUCUGCCGCUUACCUGGUUUCCUGGCCUUCUGAACCCCUCUUCCUCCUGAUUUUUUUUUUGAUAUUUGCACUUGGAACACCGAGUUGUGACUUUCUUUUGGACAUCCACCAUGGGAAAUGGAAUGAGCAACUUUUUUUUUUCCAUGGACUGGAACAGGAAUUUUAUGAAGAAUUCUGAGGGGUGUUUUUUUAUGCCUAGAAGAUUUGAAUGGGAUUUGUCUACGAGGUCAUGUCUGAGGGGGUGGUUCAUUUUUUCCCCCCUCUCUCUCUCUUUCUCUCUCAAAAGCGAAAUACGAAGAGUCCUAAGAAAUGUUCUGUUCUUGUGCAUUAUAUGGAUUACAGAUUAAGUCUGGCUUGAUUUGAUUUGAAGGCUGAGAACAGUGGUAAAAACUUGUUUGUUUACAGGAAAAUUAAUUUUGGAAGGAAAAAAAAAUAUUGUAAACUGUGUAGUGAAUGUUUCUUCAGUUUUCUUGUUAAGCCAAUGAGGAAUGGGUGAUGCCUUUCUUUCACCAUUAAUCACUUCUCAAUAAUAAACGUGAGAUCCUGUUGAGCAUCA
This is a messenger RNA of Thamnophis elegans (Western terrestrial garter snake), 4324 nucleotides long. It is a transcript of the gene YTHDF2, whose product is annotated as YTH N6-methyladenosine RNA binding protein 2. Gene Ontology annotation, cellular component: cytoplasm. The coding region runs from base 1651 to 3393 and encodes 580 amino acids. The record is from RefSeq and is a predicted model, not a curated record. Gene Ontology annotation, biological process: mRNA destabilization. NCBI's taxonomy places the organism in Eukaryota, Metazoa, Chordata, Lepidosauria, Squamata, Natricidae. Gene Ontology annotation, molecular function: N6-methyladenosine-containing RNA reader activity; mRNA binding. The transcript has 5 exons.